ACAAACGACAGCGCCAGUUUCGACUGCUGCUUAAAAUGGGAGAUUAUGGUGAAGAGAAACAAUUCGUUGUGGAAGGUAGAAGCUGUACCUUGUUUGAUGAUCAGGAAAAAGCUUGUGAAGUUGAUAGUGAAAGGCUUUUGAUACCUUGGUGCGGUGACAAAUCAAUCUUAAUUGAUAGGUUCGAUGGACGUGGUUAUCUCAUUGAUGUUUGCGAAGAUUUCGAGCGCGAUUUAAGUCCUAAUGAUUACUUAUCUGAAGAAGAGAUUGCCAUUGAAAAGAUGUGCGAUUUUGAACGUUAUUUGGAAAUGCAAGUGGACGUCCAUGAACUCUCUAUUCAAGAUGGUGAGUUUACUUUUGUAUUUGUGUUUUGAUGUGUUCUGCAAUACCACCCUUGCUGAUUGUUAAUGUGAUCUUAGCUUUUGAGUCGACACAUCUUUGGUAAACGUAUAUUGACAGCUUCAUCCUCGUGGUAAGUUAUGUUCAUCAAAAGAGUACAAUAUUUUUAUCUUGAUAUUUGCUGUGAUUUUCACUAAAUUAACGUUUGGGUUUUUCUGUUCAUUAAUGCAUCCACUACACAUUUUAUGCUCCAGAGAUUAACACCUUUUACGUCUGUUUAUAUCUUGCAGGUUGUUUUUUGGAGUGGGACAUGCAAUUCGAGCCUGAUGAGGCUAUGGGAAUAAGCAUACUUUCAAUGUAAUUAAACAUAAGUCGUUUUUAAAAAAAACUGUUACACUUAUGUUUUCCAUUCCCAUAUUUAUCAUUCGUCCGGUUUUUUGUUUUACAGAAGAAGCCCGGAAACGUGAAAAUGAACGAUUUCGCAAUGACUAUGGAGCUGUUAGCUUCUCUUACAAUGAAAGCGCUUCUAAACCAAAUGGCGACGAAUCAAACAAGGAAUCAACUGAGCCUGGAAGUAACGAGCAGCGCACUGAGGAACCAUAUACUUGUCCUCCUGAGCUACAACAACUCUUGUCGAAUUUCCAACUUCCAGAAUCCGAUAAACAAGCUCACAUUAUUGAGAAGACUGCUGUUUUUGUUUCUCGACAAGGAACUCAGAUGGAAAUAGUUCUCAAAGCCAAACAACAUAAUAAUCCACUAUUUGGCUUUUUGACUUAUGACCAUCCACUUAAUCCUUUCUACAAAGAAAUUGUGAGAUUAAUUUCUCAAGGUCGUUACAUUCCGAAACCUCGUCAGACUACAGAUAAACCAACUGGGACACUCUUUACCAGUGCAAACGAGUCAAACAAGUCGAUUCAUGAAGAUGUUUAUGAAUUGAAGUUACCAAAAGUCGACAUUUCAAAUACAUCCUAUGCUUCUUUAAUAUCAAAGUUCAAGAAAAUUAAUGAGAUGGCUGCAGCUGUUGCAGCUGCAAAUCGUGCUACUGCUGCCUCUGAUGUACAGUCUUCUGUCACUAUUCCUGAGAUACAAACAGAAACAGAGCGUCCUCUUUGCGACCUUGAGGAGGUGGAUAGUAGUUCUUCGGAAGGCCUGAAAGACAAUAACAGACCUUCGGAUUCAGAAAAAACAAGGACUCCUUCACCACAACAUGAAGUGCAAGCCGAGGUCUCUGCAACUCGUGAAAAUGCUGUUGAUAUUUCAUUCGUUUCUACAGACAAUGUCACUUCAGAAUUAGUAGAUCCUUUAUCUCCCGAAGAGUAUGAGCGUAUUUAUCAGGAGUAUUAUAAACACUAUUAUACCCACUACUACACACAUUAUUCCAACCAAUGGGCUUUAUCUGAACAUAUCAACGAUGAAAGUUUCAAUAUUGUUCAAGAAGCAGCCAAGGCAGCUGCUAUAGCAGCUGCGGCUGCAGUCAAUGUUGUCCAACAAACCCGUCUAAAAGCCAAUGCUCCGGUGAUAUUUGAACCUCCACUGAGUGAUGAACAGCGUGGUAUCAUAAAUAAAAUGGCAGAAUAUGUUGUUCGUAAUGGUUUAGAAUUUGAAGAACUAGUCAUUCGUCAGAAAAGUAAAGAUCCACGAUUCGGAUUUCUAAAAUCAGAUCAUCCUUUGCAUUCGUUUUACAUGGCUAAACGAAAAGAACUGGAUCCUGAUGAUAGUUUGACUAAAGCUGCAGAUUCAAAUUUUAAUAAUAUUCCUCCACCAAAAUCAUCUAAAGUAAGCUCAUCAAAAAAAUCAGAUUCAGCUGAGAAACCAGAAACAAUGUUUCAAGGUAAAGCAAAGAAUGAUUCACCUAAAAAUCUUCAGUCUUCAGAUCCUCGUAAGGAAAAAAAGGAUGAUUUGGAGGCCUAUAAUUCGGAACGUCAAACAGGUAUCAGUUUCCGAUUGGCUCGUCCGAUUCCACCCAAAUCUCAAUCCACUCAAAAUACAGAAGCGUCAGCGGGAGAAAUUAUGGACAUAAUUGAAGCCGCUGCACUAGAGUACUCAGAGUCUGUUUCUAAAAGUUCAAAACGAACUGAGGAACAACUUAGUAGGUUAUUGAGUCAUUCAAAAAGUAACAAUCAGUUAAAAUCAAAGAAGAGAAAAACUCAUUCUCCGAAUAUGCAUGUAAUACCUGGUAUUCCUAGUCCGAGCUCAUCGUCUUCCUCGGAAUCAUCUCCGCUUCAAGCUGGAAGUCCAUGCUCUUAUACAAAUCGUUCUAGUGACGCUUCAAAUUCAAAUUCUGUUUGUACAUCACCCUCCAUAUCCGUUGAGCGACACGAUAGAAAUAAACCGCUGCAUAACAUUCAGUCUACUGUUCAAUCUCUUUGUAACAUCAGUUCACCUUAUGACAAUAAUUUAUGUUCGCCUGUGGAGUCAGUAUCUAAUUCAAGUUCACACUUAACUUCCAACUGGCCUUCUUGUGCUCUUGAAGAUUUAUUAGAUAUACACGAACCUACUAGUCUUCUAGACUUCUCUGCCGAUGGUUAUCAAGUUACGAUCCCUACAGCUAAAGAGGAGCGUCUGCGUGAGGAAAGGCGUAAAAAAGCUGCUCAGCUGGUUACUCAGUUGAAGUUAACUAAUUCUAUAACUAAAGCAAACACAGAUACCAGUACAACAAUGUCUAGAUCUUCGACAGUUGAUACUGCAUCAACAACAGUUAAUCGAUAUCGUUCGUCACCCCCACCAGCUCCUGACUCAGUUCCUGCGGCUGUUGCUCAUGCUGUAGUCGCUAACAUGAAACGUCAUCGAGAAGCCUUGGAAAUCGAAAACAAAGCUCGUAAAAGGCGUCAUCGUUCACCACCAGCCGCUUAUGCACUUACGCGUAAUCGAAUGCCUGACAGAUCUCCAAGGGGAUCACCAACUCCUAAAUGUGAUUCUUAUAGUCGUGAAGGCCCAAGAGAUUGGGACGAUCAUCAUUUGAAGUCCAAGAAAAAACAUAAGAAAUCUCAUUACUAGUUACGUUGUAAAAACUUAAAUGUAAACAAAUGUACAUAUUUAUAUUAUAUUGUGAUCGUGUAUUAUUACGCAGAAAUGUGAUUCUCUUGGAUCUUUUUUUCCCUCAAUUCUGAGCAUACGAAAAAUAAUCCUGUAUAAGCUACAACAGUAUAACAAUUUUUCAAACUGUUCGAUUUGUAUAAUAUAUACGUAAUACUAGUAGAAUUUGUUUCUAAACAACCUUGAUCUGUACUGACUGUCAGUUCAUUUUGUUUACAUUUCAACUAUUCUGGCA
Schistosoma turkestanicum is the source of this 3607-nucleotide messenger RNA. NCBI's taxonomy places the organism in Eukaryota, Metazoa, Platyhelminthes, Trematoda, Strigeidida, Schistosomatidae. The record is from the annotation of a GenBank genome assembly.